UGGGGGAGAGUGUUCCAGGGUUUCGGGUGUAGUGGCUAAAAGUGUGGCCGCUGCUGGUGCAACAGCGGGUACAAGGGACAAGCAGGAGGCCAGAGCCAGUCGAGGUAGUGGGCAGUGGAGUGGGGAGUAAGCAGGUCAGUGAUGUACGGCGAUGCCAGGCCAUGAAGGCAUUUGAAGCAGCACUGGACUAUGAACUCAAGUCCCCACCUUCUGACCUAGAAUAGAGUGUGCCAGAGAUGGAGCCAAGCUGAUGCAGGUGGAAAGUACUGCGAUGAAGUGGUGGAGCAUGGGCUCGAUAGGCUGAAUUGCCUGGCUUCCGGUAGUGACUGAGUGGCUCUCGGUAUGAGUUGGCCCCUGGAGGAGUGGAAGGGCGAACUGUCCAGCCAAGCUCUGAGGAAGGUGACAGAGUGUGAGAGGCAGUUGGAGAAACUGGGGCGAGAGAGGCAACAGAGGCAACUGCAGCUGGACGCUAUGGAAUCCACCUUCCACAAGCAGCAGCAGAAGCUGGAGGAUGAGAGGCACGAGCACGCGAGCCUGAGGAGAGAGGCACAGAGCCUGAGGGACGAGGCCAGCCAGGGGGAGAGGAGCCGGCAGAGGCUGUGUCAGGAACUACAGGUGAAGGAGGCUCUGGUGUGCAGCCUGGAGGGCCAGCUGGUAGCUGCCAGGAAGCGAACAGACAACCUGGAGCAUGAAUUAAAGAGGUUAGAAACAGAGCUUGAGCGGAACCUCAGGAGCCCACUGCCCUCACCCUCAGCCUCCCAGCUCUAUCCCGGUCUGUCCAACACCUCCUCACCUUGUCCCAGAGACAACCAGGGCGCCCAAUGGGAGGAUCUGCAGAGGAAAUAUCAGAGGGAGGCAGAGGAGAGACAGAGGCUGGGGACCGAAGUCAACACUCUGAGGCUACAGGUUCAGCCGCUGGAGCUCAGCCACAGAAGCCAUGGACGAGAGGAUAACAGAGCACAGAGCAGCCCGACUAACUGUCCCUGGCAGAACCCCGAUCACCAGCCCCCCAGCACCCCAGCUGGUCGGGGAGCCCCCUUGUCUGUGUUGCCCUGGGAGGAGCGAGCGACACAACAGCCCCCCUGCAGACCGCUCACUCCUGACCCCACCCACCCCCACCUCAGCUGGGCCGAGGAGAGCAGCAGCCCACAGGUGGAUGGACUGAGAGAGGAAAAUAGGGUGCUGAGAAGCACAGUGACCGAGUUGGAAAUUUGGGUUCAGUCUCAGGAAAAAGAAAUCAAAAUCCACGACAACAGGUUGCAGGAGCUGCAGUCGCGGCUGGAGAUGAGCGAGGCACAGCUGGCAGCAAAACAGCAAACCCUGAACCACGGUCAACAACUCCUGAGCAGAGCUAACCAGGGACAGGAGCUCGCCAACACCAAGUGUGCGGGACUGGAGCAGAGGCUGAAGCAGGUGACGGCAGAGCUGGGGUGUCUGAGGCAGAACGCAGAAAGCGCCCGGCAUUCAGCGGAGCAGAGACUGAGACAGCGGGAGAGGGAACACCAGCAGGAGCUACAGGAGCUAGCCGAGCAGCAGUCUGGGUACCAGAUGCUGGAGCAGGAGAGCAGGGAAGCUCAGAGCACAGCUUCACACCAGAUACAGCAGCUGCAGAGAGAGCACCUCGAGCUACAAGCCACGGUGGAUAAGGUGACAGCACAGAAACAGCUGGUGGACAGGGAGCUGCAGGAACUGGAAGAAAAGGUUGACUGGGCGGUGGGGGAACUCGCAGCCUAUCAAAAGAGAGAAGCCGAUCUGCAGAGAGAAAAGCAGCUUACACUGGAGAAGAACAGCACAUGUCAGGGACAGAGCACACAGCGCCUCCUGCAACUCGAGGCACAGCUGACACGUAUGGAACAGGAUCUCACCUGGAGUCAGACAUCCAGGGAGGAGAUGAGGGGGGAAAACCUGUCUCUAUCGGUCAAAGUCGAGGCUCUUCAGCGAGAGAUUAAUGUGCAGCGGGAAGGUCUCUCUGUCAACCCAGGCCCACAGCUGCUGUCCUGCCCGUCCAGCCUGAGCCAGCAGGAGGCCAGCCAGUCAGACCCACAUGUGGUGGUCUCCUCACAGGGGGUCCUGCCCUCACAGUGCGGCGACCAUCAAGCCCAGGAGGCCAGAGAGGGCAGCCCAGCAGCAGCUCAACCGCUGGAGAAUGGAGCAGUUUGUGGAGUCAUUGCUGUGCCUUCCUUCACUGAGGCUGCAGCAGGCGUGGCUGCAGCGUGGGCGGGGCUGCAGUACCUGAGGGGGAAGCGGAGGUUCUGAAG
Messenger RNA from Callorhinchus milii (elephant shark), 2258 nucleotides. RefSeq names its product centromere protein F-like. The transcript is spliced from 12 exons. Gene Ontology annotation, molecular function: dynein complex binding; microtubule binding. The coding region runs from base 343 to 2256 and encodes 637 amino acids. Lineage: Eukaryota; Metazoa; Chordata; Chondrichthyes; Chimaeriformes; Callorhinchidae. The record is from RefSeq and is a predicted model, not a curated record. Gene Ontology annotation, biological process: mitotic cell cycle; metaphase chromosome alignment; regulation of G2/M transition of mitotic cell cycle. Gene Ontology annotation, cellular component: spindle pole; chromosome, centromeric region; nucleus.